AAGAGAUGGAAAAUAAACACCCUGCAAAGAAAUUGGUCUCUUCAGUUACUGUCUUCUAAGAUUUUCCAGGUUCUAGCGCUAAAUUAUAUAGCCGCGCCAUGCGAGGGCUGUAGUUUACGAGCCGGCGGAACGUAUGGCGGUGUUUUACUGCGCUGUGUGCAGGCAGACCACCUUCGCGGGGAAGAAGCACAUUUACAGCAAAAGCCAUCAGGCCAAACUGAAGGUUGUCCUGGUCAAGUUUCUGGAGAAGGUGAAAGAAGCGCGCCGGGCGCUCAGGUCGCCGCGGGUGGAGAAGCUGGACGCCACCGAGCACCGGCAGACCUUCUGGUGCUACUGCUGCGGGUUGGAGGUGCAGAGGCACGUGACCGACGGCGAGCUCACCGUGCUGUGCGCGGGCCUGCUGGAGCACAUGGCGACGCUGGAUCACAAGAAGAACACAAACAAGUUUUGGUGGGACAACAAAGCGGACCCCAAGCUGAAAGACAAAUUUUUAGUGACGGCAGAGGAGAUUGAAAGGUUUAAAAGCGCAGUUUCCAAAGCCCUAGAUGCCUUUGAAGAAGAGGAGGACACACUGUUGAAGCAGCAAGCAGACAUAAUCAGGGCGCAGGAGCAGCACCGACAGGAAGUCCUGCAGUCCCUAUUAGAGCCGGAGCCAGAGCCGGCGUCGUCGGGAUCGGGCCAGCAGGAGGCGCCAGAGGCGGCACCUGGUGUCACGCCGGGUCCCGCCUCUGGGAGCAGCUCUUGCCUCGGGGCCCUGGGAUUAAUGGAGGAGGUGGAGCCCUGCUGGAUGGCCCCUCUGGAGCGAAGCCAUUGGCCAGAGCCGGAGACUAGCCUGACUUUCAUUGGCUACCAGGAUUCUUCCGUUUAUGGCAAUAUCCACACAGGUGCUAUCCCCCCUUGGCUGCUGGACGACCCCCAGGAGGGGACCUCCAAUGGCACAGUGCAGGAAAUCGGCCCCUCCCACCAGGAGUUCCUGAAACACAAGGAGAAGGAGAAGCUGAAGAAGCUUCCAGCAAACCGCGUAGGGGCCAACUUCGACCACACCUCUCAGACUGAUGCGAACUGGCUUCCGUCCUUUGGCCGGGUGUGGAACAGCGGCAGACGCUGGCAGUCCAGGAACCAGUUCCGGGAGGAGGAGGGGCAAGCAGGCAGGAAGGCGAAGAGGCGCCGAGUUUGGGCCAAACUGGGGCAGAAGCCACAGAAACCACCGCAGUAAACACCCCCACCCCUCCCGUGGGGUUGUAGAUCAAAGCGAGUCUGAAUGUUUAAAAGCAGCCCUAACUGGCAUUGUGGCAGCCUUAAAGGCACACCUGUUGCUUGCUAUUAAAUAUGCAGGUUGACGCAAAUAUUUGCAAGAAUUAAACCAGUGCCCCCCCCCCCUCCCAGAACGCAGAACAGAAGCUGCCCUGGGGAGUCUUAAUGUACCUUUUUUUUAUUUGCCUGUGUGCCCUGAGUCGCAUGGUUACUCAUUAUCGCACAUGGGGCACUUUGCAUAAUUGCAGUGAAUUUAAGACGUGUAACUGGUGGCAUAGCGCAGUCACCAGUGACACAUCUGUUUCUGUAUUUAAUGCCUUUUGCUUAAAGUUAAUAGUUCAUUACGUCUGCGGUGGAACUGAAAAUGCAUCCAGGGGGAGCAAUUAACUCAUCGCUGUGUUUUUACUGCAAACACAAUGUAACAGUAAAAGAUUAAACAAGCA
This is a messenger RNA of Brienomyrus brachyistius, 1697 nucleotides long. RefSeq names its product centrosomal AT-AC splicing factor (gene cenatac). The record is from RefSeq and is a predicted model, not a curated record. Lineage: Eukaryota; Metazoa; Chordata; Actinopteri; Osteoglossiformes; Mormyridae. The transcript has 11 exons. The coding region runs from base 134 to 1216 and encodes 360 amino acids.